Dichomitus squalens LYAD-421 SS1 is the source of this 252-nucleotide messenger RNA. RefSeq lists its product as uncharacterized. The record is from RefSeq and is a predicted model, not a curated record. The coding region runs from base 1 to 252 and encodes 83 amino acids. The transcript is spliced from 3 exons. NCBI's taxonomy places the organism in Eukaryota, Fungi, Basidiomycota, Agaricomycetes, Polyporales, Polyporaceae.
AUGACAGCAGCAACCUCCUCUGUCGCUACGCAGGAGGCCGAGCUCCUAACAUCUACCGCCAUCAAUGCCAAACACCUACCUUCAAUGACUGGCAGCGUUUCGCACACAGGGGAUAUUGUCUCCGAUGAGGUCAACUCGGCUGUCGAGCUUGCCGACCUCGAUGACGAUGAUGUUUGGACUCCUAAGGGACCUCAGACGCGGCCUACAGGCACUCCGCAGAAACCCGUGAAGCCCACAAGGCCUCUGGCAUAG